Messenger RNA from Rhea pennata, 1063 nucleotides. RefSeq names its product fibroblast growth factor 16 (gene FGF16). Gene Ontology annotation, cellular component: cytoplasm. Bases 1 to 624 code for a protein of 207 amino acids. NCBI's taxonomy places the organism in Eukaryota, Metazoa, Chordata, Aves, Rheiformes, Rheidae. The record is from RefSeq and is a predicted model, not a curated record. Gene Ontology annotation, biological process: fibroblast growth factor receptor signaling pathway; cell differentiation; positive regulation of gene expression. Gene Ontology annotation, molecular function: growth factor activity; fibroblast growth factor receptor binding. The transcript has 3 exons.
AUGGCCGAGGUGGGCGGCUUGCUGGGGGCGCUGGAGCCCGAGCUGCCCGGCGCGGCGCCGGCGCUGGGCGGGCUGCCGCUCGCCGACUCGCCCGGCUUCCUCACGGAGCGCCUGGGGCAGAUCGAGGGGCGCCUGCAGCGCGGCUCCCCCACCGACUUCGCCCACCUCAAGGGCAUCCUGCGGCGGCGGCAGCUCUACUGCCGCACCGGCUUCCACCUGGAGAUCUUCCCCAACGGCACGGUGCACGGCACCCGCCAGGACCACAGCCGCUUCGGCAUCCUGGAGUUCAUCAGCCUGGCCGUGGGGCUGGUGAGCAUCCGCGGCGUCGACUCCGGGCUCUACCUCGGCAUGAACGAGCGGGGCGAGCUCUACGGGUCGAAGAAGCUCACGCGGGAGUGCGUCUUCCGGGAGCAGUUCGAGGAGAACUGGUACAACACCUACGCCUCCACCCUCUACAAGCACGCCGACUCGGAGCGCCACUACUACGUGGCCCUCAACAAGGACGGCUCGCCCCGCGAGGGCUACAGGACUAAGCGGCACCAGAAGUUCACCCACUUCUUGCCCAGGCCCGUGGACCCCGCCAAGACGCCCGCCGCCUACAGAGACCUCUUCCACUACCGGUGACGCCCGGGCGGCCGCCGCGGCCGCGCUCCCCGCCGCCGGGAACGGGCCGAGGGACGCUGCUCGGACGCGAGCGUGGAUACUGUGCCUAAGGACAAAGCUAUUUAUAAGAUGUAUACGGUAUUUAUUUUAUAUAUUUAUUUAUUUCAGAAUAAUUUUAUUUUUAAUGAGAGAUGCUAUGACCGGAUUUUCAUCAGGAAGAAUAAGGUCCUACUGAAACAGGAGGGGGGGGGGAGAAAAAAAAAAAGAGAGAGUUUUAAGAGCUUAUCGGCAAUAAAAUUGUCUUUAUAUUGUAGAUUUCUUGCUAGCCCCCUUUUUUGGCGCUCUGUAGCAAUUCUCCGGCUCAGGUGACCAUCAGGAGCAGCUACAGAGGGGCUCGAGCGGUAAAUGCCGCCGUCGAGCCCGCACGCAGACCCACCGCGCGCGCCACGAGGACGCCCGU